CAAGCCCGGGUGUGAAAAUGUGGAGGGAGCUGCAGUUACCUUCUUUGUAUUGUUUGCAUUAUGAGUGUCGAUAGAAAUUACACAGUUUAGGUUACUGUCGUAAUCGAAUAGUGAAUCUUCGCAUAAUUUGGUAGCAUGUGAUUCAAGCUUUGAAAUGCAUCCUUCCUUGCUAUAAACUUACUGAUUCCUUUCUGAAGUUGUCCGGGGUUAGUGUUUUUCUUAUACGAUACCAAAGGGAAGCGAGUAGCUAAGAGUCUAGGCCUAUAAGGGUUCGAUUUUUCUCCCUUUUUGAUUUUCUUUUACGGUGCCUUCUCAGCAUGACGCGUGUGGUGUUACUUCUGUGCGUGAUUUUUUAGGUGGAGAGGUCUGCACACACGUUUUGGAUGUUUUGGAGUCCACUGCUUUGACUGUCUCCUGACACUCUGACUGUUUCCAUCUUAGGAGUUUUGAUUGUCUCCUUGUUUGCCACAUAUCAUUUUUGUAUGUCGGAUUAUUUGGGCCGAUUUUUCUGGGCUCUUCUCAUGGUACGGGUGUGUUCCUUUCUUUUUGCUUCUGCUGCCUAUAAACAAGCUAUUCUGGAGGCCUUAUUUCUCGGUAUCUAGAUUCUUUGCUUUGGGUUCGUGGUAUGGGUUCUUGCAGUUCGGUGUGCUGAUCGGCUGCCUUCUUCUUCUUCGGUUCAUGCUUCUGAUCGAUCUGUUCCAAGUCGCUCUGAAUAUGUUCCUGUUUUGGAUCCUAAUGAAGUGCGCCGGUGUCAGCAUGAGAUUCAACGUGGGAAGCGGCCUAUUUAUUUAUACAACCACGGUCCAUUGGCUGGAGUCGAGGAAAUUCUCAAGCAUAAAACGGCAUCUUCUUACUCAGCAUGCUUUUAAAGAAGUUGGAUGAAGUCGAAGUGGCACGGAUGGCAGCAAUCAACAAGGAAAUUAAGUGUGUGUUGACAGAAGUUCUUCUGAAGGUUAAUGAUGAUCUUUUUAAUGAGAUCGCGGCCAAACAAAUGAGACCACUGGUGUCUCUAGCUCAAAGGAGCUUGGUCUGGGAGAAUCAUAAGUCAAGACCACAGCUGUACCUGGUCGUUCUGAUGAUACUGGGCUAAUUCUCCUAAAGGUGCUCUUCUUGGUCUUGCUAAUUAUGAUUCAGAUGAUGCGGGUUUAAUUCCAAAUUUAUCAUCUGAAAUUAAAGUUGGUGCAGCUCAUCCUAAAGAAAAUAAGUUCUUGAAAAACACAAAGCGGACAUGGUUUCCCAGAAUUUAUUUUCUAAAGAAGGGAGAGCCUAUUAUUAACUUUCUGAGUUUACUUCGGUCUUGCAUGUAUUAGCUUUCUGUUUUUGCCCCUAUCUAUGUUUGUUUCUUUCCAUUUCUUGUGUGCACGCGCUCAAUUGUGUUUGUGUGUGUGAUGUGCCCCUAUCUAUGUCUGUUUCUGUCUGUUUCUUGCGUGCAAGUGCUACAUUGUGUGUGUGUGAGACUGUGUGUGUGAUGUGCCCAUAUCUAUGCCCGUUUCUUGUGUGCAAGCGCUUGAUUGAGUGUGUGCUUGUGUGACUCUGCGUGUAUUGCUUUGAUGGUGUGGCCUGUAUGCUUUAGUGAAUGAUUGGUGUGUUUUGUAUUGUU
Triticum aestivum (bread wheat) is the source of this 1600-nucleotide messenger RNA. RefSeq lists its product as uncharacterized. NCBI's taxonomy places the organism in Eukaryota, Viridiplantae, Streptophyta, Magnoliopsida, Poales, Poaceae. The record is from RefSeq and is a predicted model, not a curated record. The transcript is spliced from 5 exons. Bases 860 to 1090 code for a protein of 76 amino acids.